Molecule: messenger RNA, 1872 nt
Organism: Spodoptera litura
Lineage: Eukaryota; Metazoa; Arthropoda; Insecta; Lepidoptera; Noctuidae
Source: RefSeq, a predicted model, not a curated record
UGACGCCGGUCGUCCGCGCCGCGCUCCUUACGCAAAUAUUACGUGAGCUUCGUUAUAACUCGAAUCAACUCUCCGAUUGAAAUGUUAAUUAAAACCGUGUGUGAGUAAAGUGCUUACGGCAAUAUAUGGAGGGAUAAAUCUCUGUGAUAUGUGAUGGAACAGUUUGUUUAAAAACUUAAUGAGGAUGUAUAUCUUAUUAGCAGUACUGAGUUUACUUGUAAAAGAGUCGUUACUGCUAAAGAUAGUUCGAGUGUCAGUACCUACAUACAGGGUGCGGGGCCAACCCGCCCAGUUCGAGUGUGACUAUGAACUGGGCGAGGACAACCUGUACUCCGUCAAAUGGUACAGAGACAAUGAAGAGUUCUACCGUUACAUGCCCAAGUUUGACCCGCCGAAGCACGCCUACAAAUUGGAGGGGAUCAAAGUGGACUUACAAAAAUCAGACGACCGAAGAGUCAUCUUGCACCAGGUGACCCUCAAAUCGAGCGGACUGUACAGAUGCGAGGUGUCUGCUGAAGCGCCAAGCUUCGCGUCAGCCGCUGGAGAAGGAAGGAUGGAGGUUAUAUAUUUACCGAGGGAAGGUCCAAGAAUAACAGGCAACGAGCAAGAGAAUAGAAGAGGGGACUCCUUAUUCCUCAACUGUACGUCGGGGCGGUCCUACCCUGCGGCAGUACUCAGUUGGGACAUUGAUGGAGAAAAGGUGACAGACCCUUUACUCCUCGUGGAGUAUCCACCGACGCAGCACGCGCACGGCUUGCUGUCUACAGCUCUGGGCCUGCGGGUGCCAGUCGGCCGGACGAUGCAGGUGCGAUGCACCGCGCGAGUUGCGCCCGCCUGGCGGGAAGGCAGCGAAGCAGUCGUUGGGAACAGCCAGCUUGCUGAUAGUAAAGAAGCUAUGUUAUUAGGUAUCGGAGAGGACAGCAUAUUUUUGCGGAGUUCCAGCGAGGCGCCUGCGCUAAGUGUAACGCUGUUAACACUUUCCCUCACCCUCUUCUUCAGACCCCUAAUACAAUCAGAAACGUGAUAAAUUAUCUCAACUCUUUUAUUAACAAAACGUGAUUUAGACACAGACAUGCCUCUGGUCUAUUCCAAAAGGAAUACUCCAACUAACUUCAUAGAUAUAAUUAUACUUUCAUUUUAUUAUUGCCGUUUGUUUCUUAACGAUAUUGUUUAUAUGAUAAUGUACAAUUCAGGUAGCUAGUUAAUACUUAAUGUUUUAUAGUAAAAUAUUUAAUUAAGUCUUCGAUACAUAUCUCGGUCAUUGCUAGUGGGAAGAUUAUUUUCGUUGGUGAUUUCUCGAAAGUGAAGUGUUAAUUACUAGGUACAAAAUUUAUAUUUUUGCAGCAAGAGCUAUUUGCAAACGAAAUUUUAAUUUGAAACCUAUCUUUAGAAUUCAAAAUUAUAUUGUAAAUAAAAGUUUAGAAUCGCCUUCUUAGAUCUACUGUUGUAUAUAAAAGUUAUGGUUAGUCGACAUCUUUUUUGUAAGAAUAUUAUAAUAAUAAAGUAUAAAAAAUUGAGAACUUAUACUACGUACUGGGAUCGUUGACGAUAUGUAAAAACUAUGAGGGAUUAAUAUAAAGAGAAUAAAUUUUAAUUAGAAAUGUAACUGCUUCUAAGAAUCCUAAUUUUUGUAAACAAGUUUUCUAAGUACUUUUGGGUAAGAAAAUCUUGAACAAAAAGUGAUCACUGCUGUACUAUAAUAAGUAAGUUUGAGGGACGACGGCCAACUGGGGUCGCGUAAAAUGUCAGUACAUAUCUUGAAUUGCUACUAAAUAUCACGAGGACAGUUGUACAUAUUGAUCUAGAACACAUAUGCUUUUGUUGUUAACGUGUACUGUAACUAGUAUAAUACUGGCAUGAUUUUGUUGAAUA